GAAAGCAGAGUUUAUUAAGGAAGUUAAUACCGGCUGGCUCCAGGUCAUCCUCUCUCUCAAUGUACCAGUAGUUCUAAGAGAAGGGUAGCAUGGAGUUGAAAGAUUGGCUUUCUCCUAAGGAUCUUUGGCACGCGAUGAACGACGAAGAACUAAUGUGGAGAGCUUCAAUGGUGUCUCAAAUUAUGGAGUACCCUUUUAAUAGAACUCCAAAAGUGGCAUUCUUGUUCUUAACAAGAGGAAGAUUGCCAUUGGCACCACUUUGGGAGAUGUUCUUUAAAGGACAUGAAGAGUUGUUUUCAAUAUAUCUACAUACUUCACCAGAGUUCAACUUUGAGCCUCCACCAACAUCUGUGUUUUAUAAAAGAAGGAUACCUAGCCAGGAAGUACAAUGGGGAAGAGCAAGUAUGAUUGAUGCAGAGAGACGACUUCUAGCAAAUGCACUCCUCGACAUCUCUAACGAAAGAUUCAUAUUACUCUCCGAAACAUGCAUUCCUUUGUUCAACUUCACUACAAUUUACACUUUCCUAACAAAAUCCAACCAAAGUUUCCUCGGAUUAUUCGACGAUCUGAGGAAAAUAGGUCGCGGGAGGUACAACAAACGUAUGUAUCCGAUCAUAACAAUUUCAGAUUGGCGAAAGGGGUCGCAAUGGUUCGAAGUUCAUCGCGAACUCGCCCUUAAAAUUAUCUCCGACGUGACAUAUUACCCUGUUUUUAAGAACUAUUGUACACCACCUUGUUAUAUGGACGAACAUUACUUGCCAACAUUAGUGAACAAAGUUUGUCCUAAAUUAACGUCGAAUUGGAGCGUUACAUGGGCCGAUUGGUCGGCUGGCGGUUCGCACCCGACAACAUUUUUGAGGAAAGAUGUAACGGAGGAGUUUUUGGAUAGUGUUAGGUAUGGGUCCAAUUGUAGUUAUAAUGGAGAGUUGAGUUCAAUUAGUUUUCUUUUUGGGAGGAAGUUUCAUCCUAGUACUUUGCAACCUUUACUUAGGAUUGGACCAAAGUUGUUUGGUUUUGGAUAGGGGUGGGCAUACUUUGGGCAAAAUCGAAAUUCAAAUCGAAAUCCAAAUUUUUUGGAUUUUUGGUUUGGAUUUUUGGAUUACGGAUUGGACUUUGGAUUUAAUUUUUAAAAUUUUUGGAUUUCGGAUUGGAUAUUGGAUUUAGUACUUCGAAUUUAUGGAUAUCCGAAAAUCCGAAAUUCUUA
Molecule: messenger RNA, 1204 nt
Organism: Nicotiana tabacum (common tobacco)
Lineage: Eukaryota; Viridiplantae; Streptophyta; Magnoliopsida; Solanales; Solanaceae
Product: glycosyltransferase BC10-like
Cellular component (GO): membrane
Molecular function (GO): glycosyltransferase activity
Source: RefSeq, a predicted model, not a curated record